Molecule: messenger RNA, 606 nt
Organism: Drosophila elegans
Lineage: Eukaryota; Metazoa; Arthropoda; Insecta; Diptera; Drosophilidae
Exons: 2
Coding region: 29-178 (49 amino acids)
Source: RefSeq, a predicted model, not a curated record
UCAGUCGGACGCAGCAUCUCCCUCUGAAAUGUUGGACAAACUGAAUCUGUGGUUUGUUCUCUAUCUUCUUGGCCUCAGCCUCAUCCAAGGGCGUUCUGUAGGCGGUGACACGGGAAACAUUGGGGAGGAGUUUUUGGUACCUCAGCCUGAUCCCACAAUCUUUGCCUACAAUCUGUAACGAGUACGUGGCUAGGGUGUUGUUGCAUGACGAUAAGGACGCACGCGCGAUGGUCCAGCUGCUCCUUGUCGGCUAUUUGGGGUGGUGAUCUUGUCCUUCGUCACGAGCCAGUAAAUUCUAAAAUUUUAUCGAAUUUUCGCGUGCAGCGACAAGUGGUAUGGGGUAGGAGAAAUCAUGUGAAUCCGCGCCAGCACGAAGAGGGAUAGUUAUUUUACUCAUGGAAUUCCUAAAGUUCCUCGGGUGUUCUAACGGAACCAAAUUUGCCCUCCCUGCCUUGGCCGUUCUUUACCGAAAACUUCCCAUCAUACUAUCGAACGGCCCCUUCUACUGAUUCGGGUUCUAGCGGGGACUCAUCCUAGUCGAAGGCAAACAAAAAUGCAAUUUAGCUAAUCAUUAUAAAAUGUAUUUAAAACCUAAAUAAAAUUCUU